Molecule: messenger RNA, 3673 nt
Organism: Anopheles cruzii
Lineage: Eukaryota; Metazoa; Arthropoda; Insecta; Diptera; Culicidae
Gene: beta'COP
Product: coatomer subunit beta'
Exons: 15
Coding region: 1-2991 (996 amino acids)
Biological process (GO): retrograde vesicle-mediated transport, Golgi to endoplasmic reticulum; intracellular protein transport; intra-Golgi vesicle-mediated transport
Cellular component (GO): COPI vesicle coat
Molecular function (GO): protein binding; structural molecule activity
Source: RefSeq, a predicted model, not a curated record
AUGGGACACUUGCGCAACAAACAACGCCGUCAUCAGGCCAAGGAAGCAGCAUUGCAGCGCGAGGAAAGAUUGCGUCGAUUGGAAGAAAUGGAUCUGGCGAAUAUGCCCCUAAGAUUGGACAUCAAAAGACGACUUACGUCGCGGUCGGACCGUGUGAAGUCCGCGGAUCUGCACCCGACGGAACCAUGGGCGCUGUGCGCGCUGUACAACGGCCACGUCCACGUGAUGAACUAUGAAACACAGCAGCUUCUGAAGGACUUUGAGGUGUGCGAUCUGCCGGUUCGUUGUGCUCGGUUUGUGGCCCGCAAAAAUUGGAUCCUCACCGGUUCGGACGACAUGCAAGUGCGCGUCUUCAACUACAACACACUGGAAAAGGUCCAUUCAUUCGAGGCGCACACCGACUACGUCCGCUGCAUUGCCGUGCACCCGACACAGCCCCUGAUUCUAACUUGCAGUGAUGACAUGCUGGUAAAGUUGUGGAACUGGGAAAAGCUUUGGGCGGUGCAGCGAGUUUUCGAGGGUCACACGCACUACGUUAUGCAGGUUGUGUUCAAUCCGAAAGACAACAACACCUUCGCAAGUGCAUCCCUCGACCGAACGGUGAAGGUUUGGCAGCUGGGAUCAAACGUUCCCAACUUUACGCUCGAGGGUCACAAUCAAGGGGUCAACUGUGUGGAUUACUACCAUGGCGGCGAUAAACCGUACCUCAUUUCCGGGGCCGACGAUCGGAUGGUGAAGAUCUGGGACUAUCAGAAUAAAACCUGCGUCCAGACGCUUGAAGGCCACACACAGAAUGUGUCGGCUGUGUACUUUCACCCGGAGCUGCCCAUCUUGUUGACCGGCUCAGAGGACGGUACCAUUCGCAUCUGGCACUCGGGCACCUACCGGUUGGAGACCUCGCUGAACUAUGGCUUCGAGCGUGUCUGGACGAUUGCUUGCAGGCGUGGCACUAACAAUGUUGCUUUAGGUUACGAUGAGGGAUCCGUCAUUAUCAAGAUUGGGCGAGAGGAACCCGCCAUGUCGAUGGAUGUCAAUGGCGGAAAAAUCGUGUGGGCCCGUCACUCCGAGAUGCAGCAGGUCAACCUCAAGGCUCUCCCGGAAGGUACGGAAAUCAAAGACGGAGAACGCCUCCCGGUGGCAGUUAAGGAUAUGGGAGCGUGCGAAAUCUAUCCGCAAACGAUUGCUCACAACCCGAAUGGAAGAUUCGUGGUAGUUUGCGGCGAUGGCGAGUAUAUUAUCUAUACCUCGAUGGCACUACGGAACAAGGCGUUCGGGUGCGCUCAAGAGUUUGUGUGGGCCUCGGAAAACAGCGAAUACGCAGUGCGCGAAUCGGGCGGCCAGGUUAAGUUGUUCCGCAAUUUUAAGGAACGCAAAAGUUUCACGCCAGACUAUGGGGCAGAAGGAAUUUUCGGUGGUCAACUGCUAGCAGUCAAAACGUCGUCCGGUCUAACGUUUUACGAUUGGGAAAAUUUAGAGCUCAUCAGAAGAAUCGACAUACUACCGAGACACGUGUUCUGGAACGAAGCGGGAACAUUGGUUUGUUUGGCCGCCGGAGAGUUUUACUUUAUACUGAAAGUGGACAUCGCUAUGAUACAGAAUGCUCUGGCCACUAAACAGCAAUUGAGCGAGGAUGGCAUUGAAGAAGCGUUUGAAGUACUUGGAGAAGUUAAUGAAUCGGUGCGUACGGGAUUAUGGGUUGGCGAUUGUUUCAUCUACACAAACUCAGUUAACCGGAUCAACUACUACGUCGGCGGAGAAAUCGUUACCAUCUCGCACCUGGACCGAACCAUGUACCUUCUGGGCUACGUACCGAAGGAUAACAGAUUGUACUUGGGCGAUAAGGAGCUGAAUGUGACGAGCUUCGCUCUGUUGCUUUCCGUGCUCGAGUACCAGACGGCUGUGAUGCGACGCGACUUCGAAACGGCAGACCGGGUGCUGCCAACCAUUCCGAAAGAGCACCGCACCCGCGUGGCACAUUUCCUCGAGAUGCAAGGCUUUCGUCAACAGGCGCUGCAGGUGUCCAUCGAUCCCGAACAUCGGUUCGAACUGGCGCUCAAGAUAGGCGAUCUCGACACGGCUCUGGUGCUCGCCCGGGAAUCAGACAGCCCGCAAAAGUGGAGCCAGCUUGCAAGCAUUGCGACGAGCAAGAAUAAAUUCGAUCUCGUCAAGGAAUGUCUAACGAAUGCGAACGACUAUGGCGGUCUUUUGCUAGUGGCUACCAGCUCCGGUGAUAGCGAUAUGCUUCGAAAUCUCGGCGAAAACGGUGUCUCCCAAGGAAAGUUCAACAUUUCCUUCCUCUCCAUGUUUUUACUGGGUGAUUUGGAGAAAUGCUUGGAAAUCCUGAUCCAAACCAAUCGGAUACCGGAAGCCGCGUUCUUCGCUAGGACAUAUAUGCCGAAUAAGAUUUCAUACGUGCUGGAAAUCUGGCGCACGGAGUUGGCCAAAAUCAACGAAAAAGCUGGCCAGAGCUUGGCCGAUCCGCAACAGUACGAAAACUUGUUCCCCGGAUUUUACGACUCGGUGAAAACGCAGCAAUUUCUUCUGCCAGAAAGGAGUACACUUUUGCCGGCAAAUGCAGCCACCAAAGUACCACUGAACAUGGAUCGGACACCGAUGGAUGAAAUGAAAGAAGCUGAAAAUGAGGGACGAUUCGAUUACAAUCCCAGCACAUCGGGGGCUGACAUCGCAGUUACGUUGUCCAACGGUGUCCUAGCACAGCUGCAGAGUAUCGACAAAACCGAGCCGGCUUCCGUUGAUAACAAAAUCGGGGAAAGCACAGCUGUCAACAUCAGCUCGGAAAAGAUGUGUCCCACCGUGUCGUCAUCAACAGGCGGAAAUGACGAUUCGAGCGCGGGAAUCGGCUCCUCGUUGCACGUGAAACGGAAGACCUCGCUGGAUGAUUUCGAAUCGGAAAUCGAAGCUCUGAAUCUGGAUGAUAACAUCGACACGUCGGACGUAAAUAUAGACGACGUUGAGCUCAGUGACGAUUGAGCUUUCAAGAAGGAAACACCCUUUCAGUAUCGACAACGUUGGAGAAUUUAGCAAAAAAGAGUUUUUUCGUUUACGUUUACUAUUCCUUCACACAUGCACAUAGCUGAUUUGCUGUCGGAACACCUAACAGGAUCGAACGAGAGGCACCAUCGCGCGUGUGUGUAUAUAACCACGUUCCGAAUGUUAAAUAUCGCCAGGGAAAGGCCAUAUCGCCGUUAUAUCCGUUGCGAAGCAAGUCGCACUUCUAAUAUAUGCUACUAUUAUGAAAAAAGCCCUUGAAAAUACAUUUCUUGAUCUUUUUAAAUUUCUAAUUUCAUUAAAUCGGACCGGGGAAAGUUAAGAACUGGUUGAAAGGAAUUGCGGAAUCAUAGAACCAUAUUCACACGAAACCUCACACGAAAUCUGCCUGUAAAUCUGCCAUUGCGGAUUAUUUUGGUACCUUUAUCUUCAUUAUCACUUUUAACUUUUAUACACACACGCCAGUGUGCUACAUGCUUUGGCUUUGGGUUGCAAAACAACAAAAAUAGAUCCAAAGUUCAAAAUGCUGAGUAAUUGUUGUAAAACAACACGGUUGUUAUGUGACGUUCAGUUCACCUAUGUUCUUGUGUAUUGGGCCUUCGAAAAUGUAUGGUUAUGAUUUAUUUUUAACAAUCCAAGGAAAUAACAUCAACCUGAAAUGUGC